Molecule: messenger RNA, 1712 nt
Organism: Anguilla anguilla (European eel)
Lineage: Eukaryota; Metazoa; Chordata; Actinopteri; Anguilliformes; Anguillidae
Product: pleckstrin homology domain-containing family F member 2-like
Exons: 2
Coding region: 158-958 (266 amino acids)
Molecular function (GO): phosphatidylinositol binding; metal ion binding
Source: RefSeq, a predicted model, not a curated record
UACGCUGAUUCGGCUGGUGGAUCACAUAAACAGUUUACUCUUACAGCAUAUCUUCUGCUCCAGAGGGUCAAGAGAAAAAACCUUCACAAAGUUAUACUCUGGACAUUAACUGCAACUUUUAAGAUCAGCAAUCACUUGAGAUUGAGGUAAUACUGUCAUGGCUAACAAGCUGGCUUCCACAGAGGAGAACUUGGAGCGGAUCCUGGCAGUGGAAAGCUUCUUCGGUCCGUCUGGGAAGCCCCUGAAGAAACCAGGCCGGGUCCUGGUGGGCGAGGGGUGUUUGAUGAAGCUCUGCCGGCGUAGCCCCCAGCCCCGGAUCUUCUUCCUGUUCAAUGACAUCCUAGUGUAUGGCAGCAUUAUCGUCAAUGGGCGCUGGUACACCACCCAGCAGGUCAUCCAGCUGGAGGACAUUAAGGUGGAGGAUCUGGAGGACUCCCCAGACAUGAAGAACCAGUGGCUCAUCCGCACACCCCGCAAGUCCUUCUAUGUGUCGGCCGCCUCGCCCGAAGAGAAGCAUGCCUGGAUCACGCACAUUGAGGAGUGUCGGGCCAAGAGGUUGAACGAAACGGGCCAGGCUCCUGGGGAGACCCUCGCCCCUGCCUGGGUCCCUGACAGCGCCUCGGCCAUCUGCAUGCGCUGCUGCAGCAAGUUCACAGUCAGACAGCGCCGCCACCACUGCAGGCAGUGUGGCUACGUGGUCUGCGGCUCCUGCUCCAGCAAUCGCUUCCUCAUCCCCAACAUCUCUUGCAAGCCUGUGCGCGUCUGUCUGGUCUGCCACCCGAUCCUGCAAGCCAGCAAUUCCAUCCGCAAGCGCGGAGACAGUGACGGGAACAGCUGGUCGGACGAGAGUUCCAGCGAUGAAGACAGCCCUGAGCUCGACAAGGACCCCUUACCCCAGCAGUGGGUGGGACAGGAGAACAAUAUUUUACAAGGCUGGUCGUCCUACAGUGAUAAAUAAGCAUGCCAAAAAUCAUACCUUCAAUGCAAAUAAAGAUACAGGCACUUCACUACUGCCAGUCAUUGACUACCUUAAGGCUAUGAACAAAUGCUAUUGAGUGUUUACAAAUAAUUUCAAAUGAGCUGCCUUGAACUGAAGCUGGGCAUGAUCUACAAAUGAAAAGACAUUCUGAACUUUAAAAAAAGAAACACUAGGACAAGACGUUUUUUUACAUGGGAAAUUUUGUUAUUCCAUCACAUUAUAAAAACACCUAAGAUGUAGGAAUGUAGGAUGUAGGAAUGUAGGAUGUAGGACGGAGUGUAGCACAGUGGGUAGGGAACUAGACUUGUAACCGAAAGGUCGCAGGUUCGAUUCCCGGGUACGACACUGCCGUUGUGCCCUUGAGCAAGGUACUUAACCGAAAUUGCUUCAGUAUAUAUCCAGCUGUAUAAAUGGAUACAAUGUAAAAUGCUAUGUAAAAAAAGUUGUGUAAGUCGCUCUGGAUAAGAGCGUCUGCUAAAUGCCUGUAAUGUAAUGUAAGAUUAUUUAUUCCACAGAGUACAGAGUAUAUAUUGCAGCAAUGCAUUUGAGUUGAUAUUCACUAAUGUUGGAUGUUUUCCGUUUUUAUUUUUUAUUUGUAUCACACAACAUUAUGUUUGUAUCGAUGUAUCACAGGACUGCGAUGGCAUAUGCACUUUAUUAUGUUUUAUCAUCACUUAAUCAUAUUGUAUGUAGUAUUGCAUAUUUAUAUCAAUAAAAAUAUUAUUCAUACUGA